This is a messenger RNA of Colletotrichum graminicola M1.001, 1752 nucleotides long. Its product is annotated as FAD dependent oxidoreductase. The coding region runs from base 1 to 1752 and encodes 583 amino acids. Lineage: Eukaryota; Fungi; Ascomycota; Sordariomycetes; Glomerellales; Glomerellaceae. The record is from RefSeq and is a predicted model, not a curated record. Gene Ontology annotation, molecular function: oxidoreductase activity. The transcript is spliced from 2 exons.
AUGUCGCAGAACGGGAAUACGGGCAAGGAUGGGCGCAAAAGAGUCCUCGUCGUCGGUGCCGGUGCGGCCGGCAUGUCUACGGCCUACCAUCUGUCCAACCACCCUGACAAGUUUGAUGUCACCAUCAUCGACUCGGUCGACUAUUGCGGAGGCCAGGCAUUCUCUAUCCCCCUCGACAAAGAACGACAUGGCGCAAGUUGGUUCAACCAGGGCGUGCAGGGCGGCAGCUACAUCUUCCACCACACGCUGACCAUGUUCGCCCGCCAGGGGUACCACGCCGACCCCGUCAAGCUGCAAGUCUCAUUCGGCAAGGACGACAAGUUCUGGACAAAUGUCUUCCCGACCGACUUCAUCGCGAAGCACCAGGCCGAGGUCCGCCGCCUGGCGUUCAUGCUCAGGUUUAUGAGGUGGUUCGAGAUCUUCUUCGCGCUGCUGCCGCUCAAGGUCGUUUUCAAGCUCUUCCUCUUCUCCGACGAGUUCACAAACGUCGUUGGUCUCCCCAUGACCGCCCUGUUCCUUGGCACGGGCAACGCGACCCCGGAGGUCCCGGCAAUCAUGCUGGAGCGCCUCUGCACGUCGCCGACCUACGGAAUGUGGUACCCCGCCGACAAGAACAGCGUGGUGUCGAACCUCCCGCCAAUGGUUGUCUUCCCCAAUUUCACUGACUUCUACACCGCCUGGAAGAAGGACCUCGAGUCCCGUGGCGUGACCGUCCGCCUGUCCACCGAGCUCACCGAGGUCGUCCACCGGAACAAGCGCGGUGUCUUCGUCAAGACCAAGCCCCGCACCCCCGUGGAGGAUGGCCACAACCCCGUCGGCGGCGACCCGGACGCCAUCGAGUCGGAGGAACACUACGACGAGAUCGUUCUCUGUGUGCUUGCCGACACGGCCAAGAAGAUCCUCGGCAAGACGUCUUCCUGGCGUGAGCGCAGGGUCCUCGGCUCGGCCAAGUUCUCCGACGACAUCACCAUCACGCACAACGACUCCGACUACAUGAACAAGUACUACGAAAAUUUUUACGACGACGGCAAGGCCGUCAAGACGCUCGGCAAGAACGGCGACAUGGACCAUUCUUCUCGCCUCGCCUUCGCCAAGGACAACUUUAGGCCCAUGUACUACAUCCGCAUGUACGACGCCGACCUCUCCAAGCUCGAGAUGUGCUUCGACACCACCAACUACCAGAGCCAGUUCCCGCAGAAGGUGCCGUUCGAGCAGCACGUCUUCCAGACCAUCUACCUGAACAAAGGCCGCGACCGCAAGCACUGGACCGACGACGAGAUCGAUAAGGACAAGAUCAUUCGCGCCGACUGGUGGCACCAGCUCUGCCACUCGUGGACGCACUACGUCUUUGUCGUGCCCUGGAUGAUGUUCCUCCAGGCCAAGAAGCGCACCCGCUUCGCCGCUUCGUGGACCCUGGUCAACGCGCACGAGAUCGCCAUCAUGUCCGGCAUCGCCGCCGCCGUUGACAUGGGCGCCGACUACCCGGAGGACCUGGAACACGACAAGUUCGCGCUGCUGUGCUUCAGGCUGUACUAUCUCCUCGCCUACGGCAAAUGGUACCGCCGCAAGUUCAAGGAUAGCAAGAGCCAGAAGGCCAAGGAUGGCGCCAGCUGGGCCUCGGGCCUCUACGGAAGCGUCUAUCAGGGGCCGGGCGUCUCUACGACGGAGAGGUCGGUGUGGAGGGAGGAGGUGAAGGCCGGGAGGAGCACGGAGAACAUGGCUGACGGCAACAAUGGGCGGAGUCAGCCGUGA